UUCUGAUCUGCGGAGCUCUCUGGUGAGUUCACAAUACCUGAUAUGAAAUAACUGUAGCCAACCGUCCUAACAUCUACGCAGGAAUCAACCGAGACUCAACUACAAGAGGUGGAGACAAACAGGCAAAACUUAAAGCGUCUGCUCGAGGAUACGCAAGAGAAGGUCGAACGACUCCAGAGGAGCAAUCGCUCUCUAUCUGAAGAACUUCAACACCUACAGGUUGCCAGCUUUUCCGCCGAUGGCGCAGUGAGACCAAAUAAGACGAGAGCCAACCGCUCUAUCUCGAGCCUUUCUUCAUCUACUACUGGUACUGUGAAGGAUCGCGGUCCGGCGAGCCCUAGGGCGUCAUCGACUUACAUGCGCUACGAAGAGGGAGAAAACCUCAGUGUUCCAUACAUCAAGAACGUACUACUCGGAUUUCUCGAGAGGAAGGAACAGAGACAGCAGCUUAUGUCUGUGCUUUCAACUGUUUUGCAAUUCCAAGGAAAUGACGAGCAGAGGUUUUUGACUGCUUUGCAGCAAUCUUAGAAAAUCAAACGGCGAUGGGAGGGUCACUAUUGGCUGACAGGCUCGGCGUUCGACAAUUGGGACAGAAAGCUGAUGCAUAGGAUGGGGCAAGUAGUGUUGUAUUGAAGAUAGAUCAGCACAGUCGUAGUGCUACGAUGUGCAUCUGUGAUGUAUAGACAUAAUCUGAAUUCUGUUGACUAUGAUUACACAAUCGAUAGAAG
This is a messenger RNA of Myxozyma melibiosi, 728 nucleotides long. RefSeq lists its product as uncharacterized. The transcript has a single exon. The record is from RefSeq and is a predicted model, not a curated record. The coding region runs from base 358 to 528 and encodes 56 amino acids. Lineage: Eukaryota; Fungi; Ascomycota; Lipomycetes; Lipomycetales; Lipomycetaceae.